Molecule: messenger RNA, 2059 nt
Organism: Cydia strobilella
Lineage: Eukaryota; Metazoa; Arthropoda; Insecta; Lepidoptera; Tortricidae
Exons: 1
Coding region: 288-1274 (328 amino acids)
Molecular function (GO): nucleic acid binding; zinc ion binding
Source: RefSeq, a predicted model, not a curated record
CGCGGCGUUCGCAUGAAAUCCGAAAAAGGUAUUCAAGCCGGUCGAGAACUCGUGCAUUACGUUUGACAAACAAAUAUUACAGUAGUGACCGCAGUGUAACACGAUCGAGAUCGCGAGUACGAUAUUCUCGAUCGACUGAACGCUCAAUAUUGAAGUUACGCAGCACGAGACGUUCUGCGUCACGUCGAUAUAACUAUUCGAGGUCAAUUUUAUACUCGCGUGGUAGAAGUUAUUCUAGAUGUACACGUAAUAGUAAUCAAGGGCAUCACAAGCGUUCUGAAUGUAAUAUGCAAAAUAAUCGUUCAUACCCUAUGCCUCAAAUUGAGUGUACUGCACGGGUGCCAAAUCCAGUUCCAGAGAACAACGUACAACUAGGUAAAAAUAAUACAAGUUUAAAUGAAAGUGAAAAGGUUUUAGUUACUGGAACGGGAUCAAUGGCAGCUGUGUCGGCUAAUGAAAGUGAACAAUGUUCUUUGACAAACAACCAGUUGUUAGAAACCCUUAAUAAAACAUUGCAAACUAUGACAACCGUCGCAUCGAUGUCACAUUCUAAAGGAAAAUUUACUAAUUUAAACGUUGUACCAGAGUUUGAUCCAAACGUAAAGCACCAAACCAUAAUUAACUGGCUCAAUAAAGUCAAAGAAUGUGCAGAGAUAUACGGUUGGAAUAGUCAGCAAACUGCACAUUACGCUCUCCCUAAACUUACCGGUACUGCAAAACGAUGGUACGAAGGGCAACCAACGGUUUUACACUCAUGGGAAAUUUGGGAAGAGAAGUUGAGAUUAGCCUUUCCGUGUAAUGAGAACUAUGGACACUUAAUAUAUGAGAUGAUGAAUAUAACGGCUAAGUUUGGUGAUAACUUAGAAGAAUAUUUUUACGAGAAGUUAAAUGCGCUUAAUCGUUGCCUUAUCAUAAAUAGAAAUGCCGUAGAUUGUAUUGUUUAUGGUAUAGAGGACAGGUCAGUUAGAUAUGGUUGUGAGGCGGCCAGCUUUGAUACUACUGACAAAUUAUUAGGUUAUCUGAAAACUGUCAAGCACGAACGUAAUUCUAAAUAUAAUAAACGACAUUUAUUUAAACCAAGUACAGAUUUAACACGGAAAAAUCAAAAAUUUAUUUUAAAAUGUUACAACUGUAAUGAAACGGGGCAUACUAUACCCCAGUGUAAGAAGCCAAAAAUAAAAUGCCAGAAAUGUUUGCGUUAUGGUCACGAUGAUCCAAGUUGUACAUUAGAAAUUUUAAAGAAAACUAGGGUUUUGGACGUAAAAACAUUAUGACUGAAUCAAACUACCGUUGAACAAGCCGAUCAGAAAUUCAGAAAAACAAUUCUAGUAAAUGGUUUACAAUUAAACGGUUAUGUUGAUUUCGGUUGCCAAGGCACUUUAAUACAGGAAUCGGCGGCUCGUAAAGUUAAAAAUCCAAUGGAAUGGGCAAUUGAUAGUUUACCUUUCUUACGGGGAUUUGGCAGUAAACUUAUAAGAGCAAUUGGAAAGUAUACAGUUAAUUUAAAAGUUGAUAAAGCGGAUUUAGAGGUUGAUUUAUUAAUAGUACCGGAUUGUUAUUUAGACUAUGAAAUAUUGAUAGGGCAAACUACCACUGAACAGCCACAUGUUGAAGUUUAUAAAACAUAUAAGGAGCUACUAAUACAAUCUACCAAUUCCUGUGAAAUUGAUAAGCUAAUAGUUAAAUGUGCGUCAGAAGUAACCAUAUUUGGAGAUGCGUCUAUUAAAAUUUAUGUUGGAAAUAAUUUUACGGGUAGUAUAUUUAUUGAAACAGGCCAUCGUUUAAAUUAUAAGCUCCAAAUAGGGUCACUUAAGAUAGUCAAUGGUUUAGGUUACGUUACUAUCAUAAAUACACGGAAUGAAACUACGAAAUUUAUAAAGGAUCAACUUUUAUUGCGAACUUGUAUAGACGUAAAUCUGAAAGUGACUCAAUCACAAAUAAUUGACGUAAGAAAAAUUGAAAAGAGGCCUAUUACUUUGGAUGAAUUAAAUAUAGGAUUAGAUCUUGAUGAAAAGCAGAAAUAUAUUUUACUAGAUUUAGUUAAUGAAUACCGAGACUG